Bradysia coprophila is the source of this 1121-nucleotide messenger RNA. RefSeq lists its product as uncharacterized. The record is from RefSeq and is a predicted model, not a curated record. NCBI's taxonomy places the organism in Eukaryota, Metazoa, Arthropoda, Insecta, Diptera, Sciaridae.
CUGAACUGUUAACAAAAUGAUGAGAGCUACUGUGUUCUGCUUAUUUUUAAUUUAUUUCUCUAUCACCACCGUUCAAGGAGCUGAAAGAAACAGUCGCUGUGACACCGGUUGGAUCCCACUCGAAGACGAGAAAUGUGUUAGAUUAUUUGAAACAUUUGCAACUCGUGAACAGGCAGAAGAUGUUUGUCAGACGCAUGGCGGUACACUGGUCGCGGUUAUGUCGGAAGAACAUCAACGGGUUCUGACCGAAUUAGUUCUUAAUUCAUCCAAUGCCAUCAAUGUUUGGAUAGGGGCGCAACGACGGUCAGGCAAUAGCUCGGAAUUUGUUUGGAAUGAUGGUUCCACUGUUCGACGAUACACGUCAUGGGCUACCGGACAUCCUACCAAUAGUAUUGGGCGAAAUUGUGUGCAGAUGCGAUCGGAAUUGUCGAGGACACAACGCUCUGACAUGGAAUGGGUGGAUAUCGCUUGUGUUAUUGCGAAUUGGUUUAUUUGCCAAAAGUUGCAAAUGUGGUCACCUGAGAAUGUGCAGCAAGCCCUUUUGAACUUAAGAAGGGAACUACGAGACUCCGAUUACAGCGUCUCAAACGAGAUUACCGAUAUGAAGCGACAGUUAGAAGUGGCGCAAACAGAACUUACACAUUUGCAAGCGAAUCCAGUUCCAAUUGGAUUUAUCUAUGUACAAUUGUCGAAUGAACCGCUCCCAUCAACAUUAUGGCCAACCGUUCAGUGGACUCAAGUUACAUCACAAUAUGCUGGACUCUUUUUCCGUGCUGAAGGAGGAAGUUCUGCAGCAUUUGGACAAAUACAAACCGAGGGCAGUCCAAGAUUGACGAGCGUUCGCGGCCGAAUUGCAUUAAGCGCUGCUACAUCGUCAAUUACGGUUGCACCUGGUGUUGCUACUCCAAAUCUUUCCGUCGGCGCCACCGGUGCCACCAACCACUGGGGAAUGUCUUUUACAGUGUCGUCCGCUGAAGUUAGACCUCGGAAUUCAGCUAUCCGGAUAUGGAGGAGGAGCGGAUAAACAGAAGGUGAUAUCGUGAACCUUCAGUUCGUAUGUGAUUAUUUGAAUAUCAUAAAGCUUUUAGUGUGUUAAUAAACGUUUGCAGAACAAGGUGUGA